Molecule: messenger RNA, 1082 nt
Organism: Stegastes partitus (bicolor damselfish)
Lineage: Eukaryota; Metazoa; Chordata; Actinopteri; Pomacentridae
Gene: lsm3
Product: LSM3 homolog, U6 small nuclear RNA and mRNA degradation associated
Exons: 4
Coding region: 32-331 (99 amino acids)
Biological process (GO): mRNA splicing, via spliceosome
Molecular function (GO): RNA binding
Source: RefSeq, a predicted model, not a curated record
GCUCAGCCGACGCGACGCAGACUCAAAAAUCAUGGCGGACGAAGUGGAGCAGCAACCGACCACCAACACAGUGGAGGAGCCUCUCGAUCUGAUCAGACUCAGCCUCGAUGAGCGGAUCUACGUCAAGAUGAGGAACGACCGGGAGCUCCGCGGCCGGCUGCAUGCCUACGAUCAGCACCUGAACAUGAUCCUGGGCGAUGUGGAGGAGACGGUGACGACGCUUUUGUUUUUAUUUUUUUACUCCUUUCAGUCGACCAAGAGGAACAUCCCCAUGCUGUUUGUGAGGGGGGACGGCGUCGUCCUCGUCGCUCCUCCUCUCAGGGUGGGUUAACCUGGACGAUGCCCGCCGCGAAGAAGAGUUUGCGCCGGCUGGGAAGUUUCAGAUCCGAAAGGAAGCGGGUUCUGCUUCUGUCCAAAACAAGGGGAGUUUGAUCCCACAGACUUUUGCCCACAUCAUCCUCUUAUUUUACACGAGUGAAAUUUAACAAACUAUUAACGUUCUUUUGCAAAACAUGUUUUGAGUAAAGGGGAAAAAAAGGAGGAGGGGGUCUUUUGGAAUGAUCAGUGUUAUUUCUGUUAAUGUGGGCAAGUAGUUGUUAGAUUGAUUUUGGGAUUAUUGGGGAAAUCAGGCCACAAUUUGAGUUCUCUGAAUAUUUCAACACAUAUUCAGUUCAGCCGGUUAUUAAUCCAUACAAGUUUAGUUGUUAGGCCUGAACAUUAAAAAUUAAGCUUGACUCAGCUUUAGAGGACUUGGAUGAGUCGCUGUGAGCUGCUUCAGUUCUCCUCCAACCGUCUGAUGUGACCAAAUUAAAGCAACAUUUACUUAACGGGGGGUUUUUUAUGAUUCUGGAUUUUGAAAUUUCUCGUGUAACUACGUUGGUUCCCAGGAAAAAGUCUCACAGUUACUCCAAACCCGUGAUCUGUGAAUGUUGAGUUUCUGUUGGAUGGUUUUAGUUGCAUCUUUUUAUAUGUAUUUUUUUAGUUUUUUUUUUGUGGGAUGUGGGAAUACGUCAGAUGUGUAAACGUUUGUUUUCAUUUGGUAAAGUUGAAUAAUAAAAAAAAAAAGUAAUUGGAGAAAGAAA